AUGCACGAACCUAUUGAAAACGUCCAAGCAGACGUCUUCCAGCAUGAGCCCGCCACCGCUGGUGAGGUCACUUCUAUCGAUGAUAAGAAGUUGUUGCGUAAAAUCGACUGGCUUCUCAUGCCUCUCAUGUUCUCGGUAUACUAUCUCCAGUAUACCGAUAAGACUCUCCUUUCAACUGCCUCAGUCAUGGGUGUUAUCGAGGACACACAUAUGCCUGCCAAUGGCUUCUCGCACCUCGCAAUGACUUUCUACGUCUCGUUCCUCGUUUGCGAACCUCUACAGUCCACACUUAUUCAGAAGUUUCCGACCGCUCAAUUCCUUGGAAUCAAUGUGACCAUCUGGGGUGUUGUGGUGACCAUGAAUUGUGUGUGCAAGGGUUUCGCGCCACUGGUUGUGCUUCGUGUCCUGUUGGGAGUUUUUGAGUCAUGCGUUGCACCGAGUCUCAUUAUUCUCACCUCCAUGUGGUAUACGAGAUUCGAACAGACCUUACGAAUGGGUAUCUGGUAUCAGGGAUCGUCCAUCGCACCCAUCGUUUCGACUUUGGCGUCAUACGGAUUCCUGUUCUAUGACAAAAAACAUGACCACGAUCAUUUCAAAUCCUGGCAGAUUCUGUUCCUUCUCUUCGGUCUGCUUACCAUCGCUAUUGGCAUCUUGGUUUUCUUUUUCCUUCCCAACAGUCCUAUGAAAAGUCGAUUCUCUCAUGCAGAGAAGGUGGCUAUUCUUGAGCGAGUCCGAGACAAUGAGACCGGUAUCGAGAACAAACAUCUCAAAUGGAAGCAGGUAAAGGAGGUUCUACUGGAUGUCAAGACAUGGAUGAUGAGUCUUAUCGUCAUCUUGACAAAUGUGCCGAACGGUGCAGUCAGUUCGUUCAACGACAUCAUUAUCUCCAACUUCGGUUAUAGUGAUGCAGAGUCACUACUGCAGAGCCUUCCCGGAUGUGCAGUAGCAUUCUUCAGUGUCUGGUGGGGAACAUGGGCUGCUGGUCGAUACAACUGUCGAGGCCUCGUCAUCAUCGCUCUGAUCAUUCCGACUCUGCUUGGUGGAGCCCUGAUGGCAUGGCUACCUGCGAACAACAAGUCUGGUUUGUUGGCAGGGAUCAACCUAAUUAAUACUGUUGGCUCAAACGCGUCUGCUAACGAGUUUUCCUUAGCAUUGCCUCUUUUGUACUCUUGGGUUACUGCCAAUUAUGCCGGACACUCGAAGAAAAUUACCAUGAACGCCAUUCUUCUCAUGUCAUUUUGUCUGGGGAACAUUAUUGGCCCUGAAACGUUCCAGGACUCUGAUGCGCCGCAAUACAUUCCAGCCAAGAUGACCAUUGUCAUCACUCUCGCAAUUGCUAUUGUCAUUACACUUGGGCUGGCUGCAAUGUACCAUCUCGAAAACAAAAGGCGUGACCGGGCAGGGUACCAAGAAAUGCCGGAGGAUUACCAGUUCCUUGAUCUUACCGACAAACAAACCAGGAAUUUCAGAUACCUCCUAUGA
Messenger RNA from Exophiala viscosa, 1482 nucleotides. Its product is annotated as major facilitator superfamily domain-containing protein. Bases 1 to 1482 code for a protein of 493 amino acids. Gene Ontology annotation, cellular component: membrane. Gene Ontology annotation, biological process: transmembrane transport. The record is from RefSeq and is a predicted model, not a curated record. The transcript is spliced from 7 exons. NCBI's taxonomy places the organism in Eukaryota, Fungi, Ascomycota, Eurotiomycetes, Chaetothyriales, Herpotrichiellaceae. Gene Ontology annotation, molecular function: transmembrane transporter activity.